This is a messenger RNA of Pseudomyrmex gracilis, 1562 nucleotides long. Its product is annotated as phosphotriesterase-related protein. The record is from RefSeq and is a predicted model, not a curated record. Lineage: Eukaryota; Metazoa; Arthropoda; Insecta; Hymenoptera; Formicidae. Gene Ontology annotation, molecular function: hydrolase activity, acting on ester bonds; zinc ion binding. The transcript has 7 exons. Gene Ontology annotation, biological process: catabolic process. The coding region runs from base 260 to 1324 and encodes 354 amino acids.
GAUAACGCAGGUACCGCAUGCGCACAGACAGUUCGAGAGUAAAAUGUUAGCGCAUGGAUCUCCCACUCUCAGUGAUCAUAUCAUAUCAACAGUUAUACGGCUUAUAAGACCGUUCUAUGUGCUUUUAUAUUCUAGUUUCUUGUUGCGUUGCAACGGAAAUAACAUCAAGUUUAUGCAGAAAAAAAAGAGAUAACAGAAUAACAUUUUUAAAAAGUGAAUUUUAUCUCUGGAUUGUAGGAGUGGUUUCACGUGUGUGAAAAUGGCCAGAAAUUAUUCGGGCAGCGUCGAAACUGUACUAGGCAGUAAACCAUUGUCCGAGCUCGGCAGAACGCUAACGCACGAGCACCUCGCUCUCGAUUUUUGCAAGUUUUACGUAGCGCCACCGAGACACAUCAAACACAUACCCGACGGUAAUAAUUUGUCUCUUCGUAACGUUGGAUAUCUUCGUCAGUAUCCAUACAGCAGCUUGUAUAAUCUGGAGUUUCGAGACAAAGACGCGGCAGAGGCUGUCAAAAUAGAUGUGGAAUUGUACAAAGAAGCCGGCGGUGGAACCAUCGUGGAGAAUAGCAGCCACGGGUUGAACCGCAACAUUCCUUUGAUGAAGCAAAUAAGUCAGUCCACGGGUGUUAAUGUAAUCGCUGGAACUGGAUUUUACGUCGCCUGCAUGCAACAAGCAUCAACGCUCAAUAUGACCAAAGAAGACAUGUACAAUCUAAUGCGCCAAGAGUUGGAGGAAGGUUGCGUGGAGUGUCCCGAGGUAAAGGCGGGAUGUAUCGGAGAAGUGGGCAGUUCUUGGCCAAUUGAAGAUUUCGAGAAACGCGCCAUUCGCGCGACCGGCGAGUUGCAAGAACAAUUGCGUUGUCCCGUGAGCUUUCAUCCCGGAAGGGAUGCGUCCGCACCCGCGGAGAUACUGCGGUUGUAUCAAGAGGCCGGUGGCAAUUCCGAAAAAGCGAUCAUGUCCCAUAUCGAUCGUACCUUAAACGAGGAACAGCUUCUGGAGUUUGCCGACGCCACCAAAUGUUACAUUCAGUUCGAUCUGUUUGGCGUCGAGUGCUCCUACUACCAGCUGAAUCCAUUGGUCGCCAUGCCGUCAGACGCGCAGCGUGUCGACCUUGUCGCGCUAUUGAAGAAGGAAAAUCAACUGCAUCGGGUUCUCAUGAGUCACGAUAUUCACACCAAACACAGACUGAUACAAUUUGGUGGCCACGGAUACUCCCACAUCAUAAAUAACGUGGUGCCUGUCAUGAUAAUCAGGGGCUUCACGACGGAAGAGACUGAACUGCUGACGAUUGAAAAUCCCAAAAGAUGGCUUGCCCGACAAUGAUCCGUUGAAUAUACAAAAAAUACAAUAAUAAAGUGAUUUAAGGUACUUAUAAGUUACUUAUUGUUAUACAGAGAAAUAAGUGCUUUAUAUUUGCAUCUGGGUUUAUGCACAUUUUAUUUUUUAUGCACGUGGUCGGAGUUAAAGGGUUAAGUGUGUGAUUGACGCAUCCAGAGAUUAUUAACGAGGCAAAUAAAUUUGCUUAUGAUUGCCGAGAAAAUAUAUGAUUGAGAAAGAAUAA